CGGUCACACUUAACAAAAUAGAACGCGGAAAACAUUCAACAUUUUUUGAAAGCGUAGCGUCAAUUAACCAAUUUAAUAGUGCGCAAAUAAGAAACAAAGCAUUUUUGCGUUGGCAUUGAGUUUCCAAAAGUGAUUUGGAUCAAUUUGCAAUAUGAGAUGGACCUGCAACAGUUCCUUUCCUUGGAGCGCCAGCAAUUGGAAAAGGAGCGCCAGCGCCUGGCCAACCAAAAUCCUUGCCCCGCCGCCCUGCUAAUGAAUUCCACUGACCCCAAAGUGCAAUGUCGCAGGGCCAAGGAGUUUAAGGAGUCCACGGAGGCCAAUGAACCUGCCACCGAGGCGUCUUCCUUGGCAACCGGCGGCCAAAACGAAGAACUUCACCUGGAAUUGCACCUGGAUGGGGUGGAUGGGGGGGAACUGCCCGAGAAGGAGGCGGUGGAGGAGGUGCUGCACCCCAGUCCCUCGAAAUCGACCAAGGAAUUCGCGAAUCAGCGCCAGCUGCUCGUCGGCAGCGCUCGUCAGUACAAGUCGCCGGAUGCGUCGAUGCGGCGCAAUUUGGAGAACGAGCGACCGCUCAGCGAGAACCGCUUCCCAAUCCGUCGGUCGGAUGAUAUGGAGCAAUGGGUUACGGACACAUUUUAUUCGUACUUUCCCGGCUUUAACAAUGAAAAUCAGAAGCGGCAGAAUUAUUUGCGUGAGCGACAGCGCGAGAACCAGCAGAACUUUCUCAAGCACCAGAUGCUUCAUCCGCCGGUCACCAAGCAUUCGCGACCGGGACAAGUGAGGAAGACAUCCCAACCAGGUGCGGUUCCGGCACAAAACCGCUCCAGCCAAUCCAGCACAAGCACCUCCAAUCACAGCACAACGGAUAAGACUGACUUAGAGUUAAUUGUAAAUAGUAAUCCCAACUAUGUGCCGCCCAAAAUUCGGCCCGGAACGACACGUCAAAAGCUCCUCCACGAUCUGGGACAUGUGGAGCUGUCGAACAUUGUGACUGGGGAUGGCAUCAUGGAGCGGAAUCUGCGGAGUGCCGAGCUGGAAACGGCUCGCAAAAAGGAUUACCAGCGGGAUUUAAUGCAGCAAAUUGAUGAGAAGCGUCGGUCCAUAGAGUUGCUAAGGGAAAAGGAGCGUCGCCAGGAGGCAGCUUUGACCAGACGGCUUGAGGCACAAUUAAAGACAAUACAGUUGGAGGAGCAGUUGGAAAAGGAGCGCCUACGAGCUGAAAGGGCUCGCAUCGACUCGGAACAGAACCGCUUGAUGCGUGAACAGUUGUUGGCCAAGCUGGAACAGGAUGCCCAGUUGCUGCACGCCAAGGGGACCAACAAUCUAGCCGAAACGCCCAGGACAACGCGCACCAAAGGCAAGAGCAACAACGCCAGCAAUAUCAGCACAGAAGGCAACGCCAACAGGGUGUACAAAUACUUCAGUAACUCGGCGCAUCACGAGUACAGACGUGGUCAGCCUCUGCCGCCGGCCGUUGAGCUGGACUUUGAGGUGCCCCAAAUGGCCAAGAUCGAACGCGAGUGCUUCCACCUGUGCGACAAGAUUUGUCCGCUGUGCGAUGAGCCGCUCAAGAGCUACGAGAGUUGCUGUCUGCGUUGCCAGCGGAAAUUGGCUUUAAAAAUGAAACAAAAGGAGCCCAAUAGGAAUGGAGAAACUGGAGAGAAACCAAGCGAUGACUCAGAGGAGGGCAAGGACGAGGAGGAGCAAGAGGAGCGGGAGGAUGAUCAACGGGACGAGUCCAGCCACAACUGCCAGAGCAGCUACGCCCUGGUGUGCCACAAAUGCGAGCGCCUGUACGCCAUGUGCAGCCAGUGCCUGGCCAAGAGCGACGUGUGCCGGGCAUGCCAGCGGGAGCGGAAUGUCUGCAUGAACUGUCGCCGCAAUUUGUGCUCCUUUUGCCUGGAGGAGGUGGCCUGCGGCAGGGACACGGAACGCACGCAUGUCAAUGACACGGAAACCAACAGGGAACCGCCCUUAAACAAUUCCUUUCAAGUUCUCGAACUAAACUAUGCUGUGUCGCCGGCAAAGGAUGCAAAGGCCAGCAAUGUAGCCGAUGUAUCGCCACCUUACUCCGUCAACAUAGCGCGUAAUUCGGUGUUCCAUGCCGACUACAAGGCCACGCCUGUAAAGCCUUCCAUCCUGGAGCAGCUGCCGACAACCUCGGGCAGUGCCAACACCAGUUUCGAUCUGGACAGCGCCGACGAGCAGGCUGUGGAGCGGAUGCGACGCCAAACGGAUCAGCGGCUGUCGCGCUACCUCAAGAACUACGGCGAUCUGGCCACCAAGCAGCACCAGAAAUUGCAGCAGACGGAGUUGCAGCGCAGCAAGAGCGAGUCGCGCAAUCGAGGCACUCAGACGACACCGCAAUCGCUGGCUAGACGGGAUGUGGUUCUCAGGGAGGCGGCUGGCCACAAUCUAUCGAUGCCGCUGCUGCGCGAGAUGCCCAAAAUGACGCGACAGGAGACUGGAGCAGCCCUGGCUGAAAACGGACAGCGAAAGAUGGACAACCUUAAAAAGCGUUGGGAGGUUCCCGCCGUGCAAAAGUUCACCGUUUCAACAACAUCGCCUAAAAUCCUUACCCAAGUGGGUGCCAUAAGAAAACAGCUUCAGGCAGCGCGAUUCUUUGAUGAUGUAGUUGAUCCGGAAGAUUACUGAGGGCAAGUCAACCAUUCGUUUGUUUUUGAAAGCAAAAUGAUUGUGUUGACACCCCCCCUUUUUAUCCGAGCAAAACGAAUUUAAUUCUGUUUGAAGUCUUCACAUUUUAAAACAUUUGCCAUUAUUAUUUCACUUUAACUUCAUUUUGUAAACAACUCAUGUAGUUAUAGCUUUAUAGUAAGCUGAUUCCAAGUGCUUCGGCUGUUUCACUCAGCAACUUUAAUACGUAAGCCAUAAAGUUUGUUAACGUUUAUUGUUCUUUUUUUUUACGGAAAUUUAUUAACUACGAAUGUGUUAAUUAAAAGGAUACAAUUAAA
Molecule: messenger RNA, 2972 nt
Organism: Drosophila elegans
Lineage: Eukaryota; Metazoa; Arthropoda; Insecta; Diptera; Drosophilidae
Exons: 7
Coding region: 157-2655 (832 amino acids)
Source: RefSeq, a predicted model, not a curated record